UUCCUCCUUCCCCGUCCGUCUGGAAGCUUUCUUUCCUUUUCUGCAGUAGACGGGGGAGCGGGCCGGCUUUAGCGCUUUGCUUGCUCCCUCUUUCUCCCUCCCUCCCUCCCUCCCUCCUCCUCUUUCCAGCCUUAUUAUUGAAAGAGCGGGCGCGAGAGAGAGAGAGAGAGCCCACCGCACCGCACCGCACCGCAGCGCGUCUUCCUUUCUCCUCCUCGCUAAGCAACUCGCCUCACCUCAGCUCACAUCAUCCGGGGUAGUAGUGCCACUGCCACUGCCACACCACCACUAGUUAAACCGCCGCCUUGAGCCGGUCCGAGGGAAGCCAGGUGAGUGCGCAGCCACAAGGCAGCAGGUAGCCGUACGAGGAAGCGGGCACAAGGGACAAGAAGAGCUCGAUCGGCGAUGGCGCUGCUUCCUCCUCCUCUCCUCCUGCUGGGGUUCUUGCUGCUCGUCCAGGCCCCUUCUGCUGCGCCGCAGACCUUCAUCGGCAUCAACUACGGCGACAUCGCCGACAACCUGCCGCCGCCGGCGUCGACGGCGCGGCUCCUCAAGUCCACCACCAUCGGCAAGGUGCGCCUCUACAGGACCGACCCGGCCGUGGUGGCCGCCUUCGCCGGCACGGGCAUCUCGCUGCUCCUCGGCGCCGCCAACGGCGACAUCCCCUCCUUCGCCUCCUCGCCGUCGGCCGCGGCCGCCUGGGUCGCCGCGCACCUCCCGUCGUCCACGUCGCCCGCCGUCAACGGCAUCUCUGUGGGCAACGAGGUGCUCUACUCCGGCGACGCCACGCUCAUCUCGCAGCUGGUCCCGGCGCUGCAGAACAUCUACGACGCCCUGCCGGCCAACUCCGGCAUCAAGGUGUCGACCGUGAACGCCAUGGACGUGCUGGCGUCGUCGGACCCGCCGUCGUCGGGCGCGUUCAAGCCGGAGCUGUCCGCCGCGCUGGACCCGCUCCUGGCCUUCCUCAGCAAGACGGGCUCACCGUUCCUCGUCAACCCCUACCCCUACUUCGCGUACCAGGACGACCCGCGGCCGGACACGCUGGCCUUCUGCCUCUUCCAGCCCAACGCCGGCCGGCCGGACGCCGGGUCCGGGCUGACCUACACAAGCAUGUUCGACGCGCAGGUGGACGCCGUGCGCGCCGCGCUGGACGCCAAGGGGUACAAGGACGUGGAGGUGGUGGUGGCCGAGACCGGGUGGCCGCACUCCGGCGGCACCGACGAGGCCGGCGCCUCCGUGGAGAACGCGCACGCCUUCGUCUCCAACCUCGUCUCCCACCUCCGGUCCAUGGUCGGCACGCCGCGGAUGCCCGGCAAGUCCGUCGACACCUACCUCUUCGCCGUGUACGACGAGGACCUCAAGCCCGGCAAGGCGUCGGAGAAGUCCUUCGGGCUGUUCCAGACCACGCUCACCGAGACGUACCCGACGGGGCUGCUGAGGAACGGCACCGCCGGCCUGGCGCCGGCUCCAGCACCGACCGUGCGGCCGGCGAGCCCCCCGCCGGCGAUACCGCAGGUGACUCCGGUGCAGCCACAGCCAAGCGGGUCGGCAGCGGCGACGUCGCCGCCUCGUCAUGCUCGUAGCGCUGCUGAAUCGCCUCGCACCAUCUCGGCGCUCCGUCUGCUUGCUUGUUUCUUGUUCAUGUCUCUGAUGGUCUGACCUUCCUUUUCUGUACCCAAUCUCUGGAAUGUGUGUCGACUGUCAAAGGCAACUUGUGUUGUGCUGGUAUGUGGUUUCUUUUGCAUUGUCCAAUGGUGCGACUCAGAAAUGACGUGAACAAAUAUAUUUGUUUCAUAAUUA
Molecule: messenger RNA, 1800 nt
Organism: Hordeum vulgare subsp. vulgare (domesticated barley)
Lineage: Eukaryota; Viridiplantae; Streptophyta; Magnoliopsida; Poales; Poaceae
Product: glucan endo-1,3-beta-glucosidase 7-like
Exons: 3
Coding region: 406-1659 (417 amino acids)
Biological process (GO): carbohydrate metabolic process
Cellular component (GO): plasma membrane
Molecular function (GO): hydrolase activity, hydrolyzing O-glycosyl compounds
Source: RefSeq, a predicted model, not a curated record